AUGUCAGCAAGACAUUUCGCUUCCAAAGAAAAAUUAUUCAAAAUCUUAAAAGAAUUUCAAGCACGGUUCAAUUCUCCGUUCCGACUCUCUGAAGCGACUAGAUGGUGUGAAAGCUACUUCCUACGUGAGGGUGGUAACGUCGAAACUGUUGGCGUGUUUUUAGAAUUUAUCCUGAGUUUGGGAUUCGUUUAUCAGGUUGACCAAAACAUGUUCUUUUCCAGAUACUAUUUUAACGUGAAAAGGAUUGAGGAGUUUUUUAGCACCUUUUGCAGAUUGACAGAUGGAAGUUCCACAGAAGGCAAAUGUCAGCUAAAAAGUGCUGAUGAGUCUGGCAUCCGAUCUCUCGAUAAUUCUCAAGAAGAUGUAUUUGAAAAUAAUAUCUGUUGUAAAUCUGUCUUAACCAAUACAAAAUCUCAUUUAUGGUUCGAAGAGAUAAUUAGACGUUUGUCCUGCGUAAUGGAAACAAAUAGAAAUGAACUGAUGUCAAUAAUGGGAUCGUCGGACACUGAUUCAUCUACCUCAUCACUGCCUAAUGAUUUUUCAAUAGAUAUGGGUACUGCCGCUUACACAAACAGUAUAGCGUUAGAAAAUUGGCAUAAUUGCUUAAAGAAUUCAACUGGGAAAUUAGUCAGUCAUGUGGCUAUUACUUGUCUAGAUGCAUUGUCCAAAUGGCCAAAUAAUAUCGGUCAUCAAUCAAAAGUUUGUGAAAGAAAACGUCUACCAAGUUCACUUCUAUCCAUUACAAUUUCCCAUUUGGAAAACUUUCAACAUUGCUGCAUCCCAAAGACAGCAGAAUUACUUCUGGAUCAUAUUUUUUGCAGCUUUCCAGAUGCGAAACUUUUAGCGACAAUGAAUAGUCUUCUUAAAGGUUGGAUUAAUUCCGUUUCAAGUAACGCCAAUGACUUAAAGCCGUUUGAAAAAACAUAUUCUCCUAAUGUGAUAAGUUCACAUGGUGGUGAUAAAAAUAAUCUCCAAAAUAUUUCACUCCCACCUUUAACUACACCUUUAAGGGAUACAAACAAUUUGCAUAAAAAAGUUUAUGGACAUUCAUUAUCUAAAGCUUUUACACCUGACGACAACUCAUUCACUGAAUACCAUCCUAUUUCUCCGAUUGUAAACUGUCUAAGAUUUGAUGUAAGGGCAUCUGAUCCUGGUCACGACUGUGAAAAUUUAAGUAGUAUGUUAAUUCAAACGGGGAAAUCAAGAAGUCACAGUGUCUCUGAACCAGUUCAUCAUGAGUUGCAUCACCUCAACGGAUAUAACACAACCAAUCAUCAAAGAGAUUCUGGUAAAUCUAACAAUGAUCGUAAUUUGCCUACUACCUCAUAUACUCAACAUUCGGAUCGUGGUGCAUAUUGUUCAUCUAAUCGUAUACCCAGUGAUCCAAUAUCGUCUAUCCAACACCAUUGGCCGAUCACAGAAAGUUAUGAUUUAGCUCUUGCUUGUCAACUAGUUUUACUUUUUUUACCACCUGUAAUGUUUUCCCGGUUAAAAAUAAUGGUUGAUUUAUUGCGUCGAGUUCUAUCAAAUCAUGAACGCUUAGCUUCGUGGUUGGUAAACUAUGGUUCACGUGAAAAUAUUGAAAAUAAGUCUGAAAACAUUUUACCAUCCGAUACUCUAUCAUCGUUGGAAAUUACAUUGCAUGUGAUUGUAAAACACUUCGGCCCACUACUUUUACGUGUAUCAAGUGAUUCCGCUGUCAACAAAACAACUUCACGGAUUCGUUGGAGAGAAUGUCUUCUUUGUUUGUUACUUUGUGACCCGGAAAACUUCCUCUUAACAUCACCCAAUAGUUUACAGUCUUGUUUACGAUCUGUAAAUAAUGAUAAUAAUACGACAAGCGAUAAUAUUAAACCAGAACAAGAAAAUAUUCUACACAUUGAAGAGCUUAUUGGAUUAGAUGGUAUCAAGUCACAGGGUUCAAGAAAGUUCGGAUUUGCUCGCUCAUCAUCGUCAUCAUCUUUACCAGCAUUUAUUCCACCAAUCAGAUCAGCAUCCAGUAUUAGUUUAGAUGGUAGAUUGUCAAAAUUAAUUGGAUCACGAGAUAAUCUAAUCAAAUUUGCAUCAACUCCUACAAAAAAUGGUAGAAGUAGCAGUUUACAAAACUCUCCACGUUCUACCGAUACUUUUAGUUGUCGUCGUAUAUUUGAUGAAAGUAAUUUAGGUAUUGGAAAUCUAAGUAUAAAAUCACAUUCUACACUUUUUAUCAGUGAAGAGUCUUCCGGUCGGUUUGGUCGUUCCGGGAAUUGGAGUGUAGAAAAUUCUCUGAUUGGUUUAAAUUCAAGUAUAUUUUUUCAGUCUGAUCUAGAUCCCAAACGAUUAGCUGCAUUAGGUAAUACAGCUCAUUUGAUCAAGCUUUUAAAUCAGAUUCUCAAUGACCGUGACAUGAAUCCACGUAGAAAAAUGAAAUGUCUUCAAGAUUUUCGGAAAUCUCAUCCAGAUGUGUAUUGGUUACGCUUUGGUACUGAAGAAAAAGCAUCCAACUAUUUAUCCCGUUUACAACGUCGUAUCGAUUCACAAACUCAACCUAGUGUUUUUGAGCGGAUUACAAAUGCACUACGUCGUCGACUUCAGAGUCCCGUCAAGCAACAGGAUUAG
Schistosoma curassoni is the source of this 2598-nucleotide messenger RNA. Lineage: Eukaryota; Metazoa; Platyhelminthes; Trematoda; Strigeidida; Schistosomatidae. The record is from the annotation of a GenBank genome assembly.